CCGGCCCCGCCUCGCUCCGGCCCCCACCCGCCGCCAUGUCGGGCUCGCUGCGGCCCGCGCUGCUGGUGCUGGCCCUGCCGGGGCUGCUGGGUGGGCAGCCCCGCUACGAGCCCACCUGGGCCUCGCUAGAUGCCCGUCCGCUGCCCACCUGGUUUGACGAGGCCAAGUUCGGCGUCUUCAUCCACUGGGGCGUGUUCGCGGUACCCAGCUUCGGCAGCGAGUGGUUCUGGUGGUACUGGCAGAAGGAAAAGAGAGAGCCCUAUGUGAAAUUUAUGAAGGCAAAUUACCCACCUGGGUUCAGUUAUGAAGAUUUUGGGCCACUGUUUACAGCAGAGUUCUUUGAUCCUAACCAGUGGGCAGAUAUUCUGAAGGCUUCAGGUGCAAAAUAUGUUGUUUUAACUUCAAAACAUCACGAAGGCUUUACUUUGUGGGGGUCCAAGUAUUCUUGGAACUGGAACGCUGUCGAUGUGGGACCAAAGCGAGAUCUUGUGGCUGAACUGGAAACAUCUGUUAGAAACAGAACUGACCUGCGUUUUGGUUUAUAUCACUCCCUGUUUGAAUGGUUUAAUCCUCUCUUCCUUGAGGAUGCCACCAACGUCUUCGAGACAAGAAAGUUUCCAACCAGUAAAUCAUUACCAGAACUCUAUGAAAUUGUGAACAAGUACCAACCAGAAAUAGUUUGGUCUGAUGGGGAUGGAAAUGCACCAGACACUUACUGGAACAGCACUGGUUUUCUAGCUUGGCUGUAUAAUGACAGUCCAGUUCGGGACACAGUGGUGACCAAUGACCGCUGGGGAGUGGGCAGCAUCUGUAAACAUGGUGGCUUCUACACUUGUAGUGACCGGUACAACCCAGGACACCUGCUGCCUCACAAGUGGGAGAACUGCAUGACUAUUGACAAGAGGUCAUGGGGGUACAGGAGGAACGCGUAUCUUGAAGAUUACUUGACAAUUGAGGACUUGGUGAAGCAACUUGUAGAAACGGUGUCAUGUGGAGGAAAUCUCCUGAUGAAUAUUGGGCCCACUCACGAUGGCCGCAUCACCGCUAUCUUUGAGGAACGCCUGAGGCAAAUGGGUGCUUGGCUGAAAGUCAAUGGAGAAGCCAUCUAUGGAACGAAACCGUGGAGAGCACAGAAUGACACGGUCACGCCAGAAGUGUGGUACACGUUCAGACCAAAGGAAGGCAAAGUUAAUGCCAUCUUCUUUAACUGGCCAAACUCUGGGAUUCUGGAACUCGGUGAGCCACAGGCCAGGCUUGCAGAAACAGAGGUGAAGUUGGUUGGCUACAAGGAACCGCUGAAAUGGGUUGCACUGGGAGAAAAGGGAAUUGCAGUAGCUCUACCUCAAUUAACUCUGAAGCAAUUGCCGUGUCAGUGGGGCUGGACCUUGCAACUGACUGAUGUAAACUAAGCCAUAUGCUGGAGCCCUGUGUUGUACAGAAGUUACACUGUUGGGCUUUUUUCUUCCUGCCCAGCUUCUAACUAUUGCCUGACUGUAAAACAUCUGCUUUUUUUUUUUUUUUUUUUUGAAAGACUGUUGAACAAGAUGGAAUUAAAUGAACCUCAUACAAAAUCUCAUUACUUACAUCUCUGCUGUACAAAUUGUUUCUCUGAACUUGUGUGAAUAACUGAGCCUUUACCUUGA
This is a messenger RNA of Coturnix japonica (Japanese quail), 1643 nucleotides long. It is a transcript of the gene FUCA2, whose product is annotated as alpha-L-fucosidase 2. Gene Ontology annotation, cellular component: lysosome. Gene Ontology annotation, molecular function: alpha-L-fucosidase activity. Lineage: Eukaryota; Metazoa; Chordata; Aves; Galliformes; Phasianidae. The record is from RefSeq and is a predicted model, not a curated record. Gene Ontology annotation, biological process: glycoside catabolic process; fucose metabolic process.